AUGUCACUUGGCGCAUUCAAAUCAGCUCUUGGUAUGAGUCUCUAUGACAAUCCUCUGCCUAAUGGGGAUCGGUGGAUAAUGCAGCGACUGACUAAUGUUGUUCAUGAAUAUUAUGACGGUUGGUUUGAUGUUCUAUAUCGAAUGCAAGCCCGCUAUCGGUGUAAAGGUGGUCAUGACUGGACAUCUUCAUGGACUAUGAUUUUAUUUCGAUUUUAUCGCAAUGAAAAGAAACAUUUUGGACUGAUUCGACUGAAACGCUUUGGACAACGUUGUGCUAAAUGCAAAGAUGAUAGGGAAUAUUAUACUGGAUCUUGUACAAACGAUGAAGUUUGGUAUAUAACUCAAUGUGUUCUAUUUCACAUUUUGCAAAAAUGUUAUGAGAAAAGACCCAUACGCGACCUUGAUGUUUUACCAUAUAUUAUUGGGAUACAAAAUGUUCCUAGUAACAAGCCCGGUGGAAUGGCACACCAAAGAGAGUGUUGCGAAGCUUGUGCCGCCAACUACUGCCAAGAAAUGUAUAAAAAAUUGAACAAAAUGCAGUGA
Adineta ricciae is the source of this 543-nucleotide messenger RNA. The record is from the annotation of a GenBank genome assembly. Lineage: Eukaryota; Metazoa; Rotifera; Eurotatoria; Adinetida; Adinetidae.